Plenodomus lingam JN3 is the source of this 297-nucleotide messenger RNA. The record is from RefSeq and is a predicted model, not a curated record. Lineage: Eukaryota; Fungi; Ascomycota; Dothideomycetes; Pleosporales; Leptosphaeriaceae.
AUGGUUGAUACCCGGCUUGAUGUCCAUGUUCUUUCGGGUUGGCUUGGGGUCUAUGUUUCGCUGUAUAUGCUUGUGUCGAUUCUGCACCAAUCAAACCUACUUUGCAACCUCGAGCGGAUUCCGGAUGUUGCCUCUGCCGUCAAGGGCCUCCUGUCGGGCACCUCCGUCGCAGGCUUGAUGCAAGUUCUGACCAGUUUGAAUGAGCGCAGGAAAUGGCGCAGAGCCGCAUGUUGGAGGAGAAAAGUGAAGCUCGCUAGGCACAGACGCCCUGGACGACGUACUAGAGGUACUGGGUAG